UUAUUGCUCUGGGAGUUUCUAAAGAGGCCACAACCUUGCCUGGAACCGCCUGUACUUGUGUAGCUCACUCUCACACACGCAUUCAUUCAUCCACUCGCAUCUGUUUGUACAACAUUUAAAGCCACAUCGCACUCAAAAUGAACAGGUGCCUUGUUCUCCAGUCCGAAGUCCAGAGCUUCAUUGAGAAGUGCAUGGUUGCCGCAGGAGCCAAGCCUUCACAUGCUAAAUCCCUGGCAGACGUUCUGGUAGAAGGGGACUGCAGAGGUCAUUACAGCCAUGGACUAAACCGAAUGGACAUGUAUGUAAAAGAUAUCCAGACAGGAAUCUGUUCAAAAGAUGGGGAGCCUGUUAUUGAAAAGGAGUCGGUGGCCACAGCGCUGGUGAAUGGUGAAAAUGUUCUGGGGCCAGUGGUUGGGAACUUCUGCAUGGAUCUGGCGAUUAAAAAGGCAAAGGAUGUUGGCAUAGGCUGGGUGGUAGCCAAGGGCUCAAACCACUAUGGGAUUGCUGGAUAUUAUGCUAUGCAAGCUCUAAAACAAGACAUGAUUGGUAUGAGUUACACCAACACCUCACCAUUGGUGGUUCCUACCAGAGCAAGAGACUGCACUCUGGGGACCAAUCCAAUCAGUGUGGCGGCACCUGCUAACGAUGGUGACAGCUUUGUACUGGACAUGGCUACUUCCGCAGUGGCGUUGGGAAAGGUUGAACUGCAUCACCGGAGUGGAGAUACCAUCCCCGAGGGCUGGGGCUGCGACUCCCACGGCAAGCCGAGCACCGAUCCUGGGAAGGUGCUGAGUGGAGGGGGGCUGCUGCCCAUUGGGGGCUGUGAGGCUACAGGUGGUUACAAGGGCUAUGGUCUGGGCAUGAUGGUCGAGGUGUUCUGUGGCAUACUGGCUGGCUCCCAAUACAGCAAACACAUCCGUACAUGGAAGGUUACAGACAGAGUAGCAAAUCUGGGCCAGUGCUUUGUUGCUAUAAACCCUGAAAACUUUACUCCUGGAUUCAAGGACAGAAUGUCUGACCUGCUCACUUUGCACAGAGAUUUGGAACCUGCUGAACCUGGGACCCCAGUGAUGGUGCCAGGAGACCCAGAGAGAAUAAACAUAAAGAGAUGCAAGGAACUGGGAGGACUGUCUUAUCAUAUCAACGUCAUCAACCACAUGAAUAAGGUUGCUAAGACCCUGGGUGUAACUCCUGAACUUCCAGUGGACCGACCCCUGGCUUGAUAGAGCUAUCUCUACUGUGGACAGAUCCCUGGCUUGAUAGAGCUAUUCCAAUUGCCUUGAUUUUUUUUGAUUUUUUUUAUUUUUGUAUCAAUAUGCCCAUACAAAAAUAGUAAUUGUUAAGGCUGCUUAGAACUGUAUUUUUGGAUGCACAUUACAAUUUUGAUGUAGACAUUUUUAUCCGAACUUUGCUCAGUCAAACUUUUUUAGCUUUCCUAUUACAGUACCUCAGGUAGUUUUGAUACAGAAUUGGUUCAAUGGUAAUGCAUUUUUAUAACUUUUAAACACAAACUGCUAAACGUAUAUCAAUUUCUGUUCAGUUCUUAUUCUGGUUAAACAUUUUAAUGAAAUAAAUAGUACAAUAAAAUGUUGAAUAAUAAAAA
This is a messenger RNA of Acipenser ruthenus (sterlet), 1603 nucleotides long. RefSeq lists its product as uncharacterized. The record is from RefSeq and is a predicted model, not a curated record. Lineage: Eukaryota; Metazoa; Chordata; Actinopteri; Acipenseriformes; Acipenseridae. Bases 138 to 1223 code for a protein of 361 amino acids. Gene Ontology annotation, molecular function: oxidoreductase activity. The transcript has 11 exons.